Messenger RNA from Guyanagaster necrorhizus, 1785 nucleotides. Its product is annotated as putative Xaa-Pro aminopeptidase P. NCBI's taxonomy places the organism in Eukaryota, Fungi, Basidiomycota, Agaricomycetes, Agaricales, Physalacriaceae. The coding region runs from base 1 to 1785 and encodes 594 amino acids. Gene Ontology annotation, molecular function: metalloaminopeptidase activity. The transcript is spliced from 15 exons. The record is from RefSeq and is a predicted model, not a curated record.
AUGGGUGCGACUGUGAACACGUCCGAGAGGCUAACGAAGCUCAGAGAGCUCAUGGGGAAGAAGGAGAACGACGUCAAUGUGUACGUCGUUGUGAGCGAGGACCAACAUGGCAGUGAAUACAUCGCGGAAUGCGACGAACGGCGGGCAUUUAUAUCUGGAUUUACUGGAUCUGCUGGAUGCGCAAUCAUCACGCCCAAGGAUGCCUUGUUAUUUACUGACGGCAGAUAUUUCUUGCAAGCAGAGAGCCAGUUGGACAAGAACUGGAAGCUAAUGAAACAGGGUCUACCUGAUGUACCGACGUGGCAAGAUUACUUGACCAAGCAUCUCGAAGAAUCGUCAAGGAUUGGUAUCGACGCGACACUUAUCACCGCUGAAGAUGCCUCCUCUCUCUCAAAGAAUCUGUCACCUCGAAAAUCGACGCUUGUUUCCCUACCUCAAAACUUGGUGGAUCAGGUGUGGACGGAUCGUCCCGCACGACCCAAGAAUCCUAUCGUCCAUCUCGAGGAGAGGUUUUCUGGCGAAUCGCACGAAUCGAAGCUUACCCAUUUACGCGACGAGUUGGGGAAGAAACAGUGCACGGCGAUCGUACUCACGGCCCUUGAUGAAAUCGCUUGGCUGUAUAACCUGCGCGGAUCGGAUAUCGACUUCAACCCGGUGUUUUUUGCAUACGCAGUCAUCACGAUGGACAGUGCGACCUUGUUCGUCCAAAAUGGUGCCCCGGCGGAUGUCGAUGUCAAGCCAUACGAGGAAUUUUGGACGUUCCUGAAAGAGUUUAAGUCGGAAGGCAAGGUUCUGAUCACGGGCAAAUCCAGUUUGGCAGUAGCCGAGACUGUUGGAAAGGACAACUAUGUUCUUCUACCAUCUCCUGUUUCUUCAUUAAAGUCGAUCAAAAACGCUACAGAGCUUGAGGGAUUCAGGCAGAGUCACAUCCGUGAUGGCGCAGCUUUGGUGAAAUACUUUUCUUGGCUGGAAGAUCAGCUCAACCGAGGCGAAAAACUUUCGGAGUGGGGUGCUGCAAGCAAACUGGAAGAGUACCGAGCUGAGCAAGCUCUCUUCAAAGGUCUGAGCUUCCCCACGAUCUCGUCAACUGGCUCCAAUGCUGCCAUCAUACACUAUUCUCCGGAUUCGAAGGAUUCUGCGAUAAUUGAUAAGGAAGAGAUCUACUUGUGCGAUUCAGGAGCUCAAUUCUUCGACGGUACGACUGAUGUGACUCGGACAUGGCACUUCGGCACGCCGAAACCAGAAGAAAUCCGUGCGAAUACCCGGGUUCUUCAGGGGCAUAUUGCGAUAGAUACUGCUGUGUUCCCCAAUGGGACGACUGGCUAUAUUAUUGAUUCAUGGGCCCGACGAGCGCUAUGGCGAGAUGGACUCGACUACAGACACGGUACGGGUCACGGAGUAGGUCACUUCCUCAAUGUCCACGAAGGACCUCAUGGUAUUGGUACACGCAUCAAUCUGAACGCGACUGCACUGAAGCCUGGCAUGACUGUGUCGAAUGAACCUGGUUACUAUGCCGACGGCAAGUUCGGUAUUCGGAUAGAGAAUAUUGUAUUGGUCAAGGAGGUCGAGACGCCGAAUAAUUUUGGCAACAAGGGUUACCUGGGUUUUGAGCAUGUUACAAUGUGUCCGAUGCACAAGAAACUGUUGGACACAACAUUGCUGACUGUGGAAGAGACGAAAUGGCUUAAUGACUAUCAUGAAGAAGUCUGGCAGAAGGUGUCGCCAUUGUUGCAAGACGAUAAGCACGCUUUGGAUUGGUUGGAGCGGGAGUGUUCACCCAUUUAA